Messenger RNA from Trichobilharzia regenti, 418 nucleotides. The record is from the annotation of a GenBank genome assembly. NCBI's taxonomy places the organism in Eukaryota, Metazoa, Platyhelminthes, Trematoda, Strigeidida, Schistosomatidae.
UCUGAGACGUUUGUAGGCGCAUAGCAUUGAAUGACUGUAACUUUCCUUCCUUUUGAGUUGAACCUGGCUGUCAUUAUCCUGGAGGAGAUUGGUUCCCACUGCAUGAGAGCUUUGGUUGCUGUUGGUGACAUCAUGAUGGCCACUCCCUCGGUGUGCUCAUGGUUGUCCUCUAGGUGGCCGGAAAAGAUUACUGUCUCUCCAGUAGGUAGUUGGCACCUUCCAGUUCCGUUCCAUCUGCUUUCGCAGAUUCCCAACACUUCUAUUCUGUACCUUCUCAUUUCAGCGGCUAUCUGGGCAGCCUUUCCAGUUUCGUACAUUGUACGAACAUUCCAGGUACCCAUCCUUACUUUUGCUUUCAUCGAAAGAAGGCACAUCGGCUGACUGGCUUCCCGAAGGCUUUCACCAGCCUGCGUCAUUU